AUGGAUGUUAAGAACUACAGACCAUUCAGCUUGACAUCAGUACCAUGCAAAAUUCUGGAGUCGCUCAUUCGAGAUGAGAUAGUUGCCCACCUGAUGGAAAAUGACCUACUGUGUGAUGAACAGCAUGGCUUUGUUCCAGGACGCUCUUAUGUGACACAGCUUCUGACUGUCGUGGAGGCAUGGACUGAGAUGCUGGAUAAAGGAACCCCUAAUGAUGUGAUGGACUUCAAGGGUCUGUCAAGAUCUAUGCUGACGACACUAAAUGGCAAAGCAUCCACCAAAGAUGAUCUGUGCUCAAUCCAAUCUGACCUUGAUGCACUAAUGGAAUGGAGCAAUACAUGGCAAAUGCACUUCAACACACAAAAGUGCAAAGUACUACACAUAGGCCCAGGAAACGUCAAACACAUCUAUGCCCUUGGAGAUGAUGUCCUUGAAGCUACAUCAGAGGAGAAAGAUCUCGGCAUCCUCAUUGAUGACGAGCUAAAGUUGCAUAACCAUGUGGCAUAUGCUGUCAAGAAAGCCAACGGAGUACUCUCCUGCAUCCGUCGCAGCUUUGAGUGCAGAGACAGGUCAACAAUUCCAAAGCUGUACAAAGGCCUUGUCAGACCUCUCAUAGAUUACGGAGAUUCCAUAUGGUACCCUCGCUUCAAGACUGACUCCAAAACCAUAGAGAGGGUGCAGAAGAGAGCUACCAAAAUGAUUUAUGACAUCCGCAACCGUCCUUACAUAGAGAGACUUCGGGCGCUCAACCUUCCCUCCCUCGAAUAUCGCAGACGGCGAGGCGACAUGAUUCAGGUUUUCAAAAUCAUCCAUGGACUUGAACGCAUCCCAGUUGAUACCUUCUUUGAACACUUGACUAGCAACACAAGAGGCCACAGUCUAAAGAUCGUAAAACAAAGAUGCUCAACGAAGAUUAGACAGGAUGCAUUCAGCCAACGUGUCAUCAAUGACUGGAACACACUUCCUGAAGAGGUAGUCACUGCUACCACGGUGAAUGCCUUUAAAGCCAGACUGGAUCGAAAUACCCGACGCAGAACUGAGCCAGACAAACUUACCAAGAAGACACCCAACUACGAGAAGGAAGAAAAUGAAAUUGAACUGGAAGCCCGACUGCUGAGAACACAGCAUUCUUCCAGAAUAUCGGGUAAAGACUAUGUGAGCAGCCCCCAGCCUCACAAGAAGCACAAGAAACGUAAACACAAGAAGCACAAGAAGCAUCGCGAGUCUGGCAAUGGAGGUCAAAGUUCAGAUACAGGACAAAGCGAACUUGUAGAAGCAACCGACUCCUUGACCGGCAAACCACAGCUCAAACUUAAGAUCAAAAUCGGUGGCCAGACAUUGAGGACAAAGAGCUUUGAUAAGAUAAGUGUGACAGCAUCAUCAGAUGAUCCAAGUGAAGAUGAAGAAGAAGAAGAAGAAGAAGACACAUUGGAUGAUGAUGUCAGUAAUGAUACAUGGAGGGGAGCUACCCCAAGUCCUGUAUCUCAGGCCAGCAGUACCGGUAGACCAUUAUCUAAGCGCUCUAAAGAACAGGCAGAGGAGGAGGCUUGGUUGGAUGCUCUAGAGGCUGGCAAGCUAGACGAGUAUGGAGAGAUACCAAAACCCAAAGAUGAAUCACUUCUUACUGCUAGACAGAAAUCUCUCCUGAAAAGAAUAGCUGCAGAAGAAGAAGACUUGACACCAUCAUCCUUCUUUGGCGCCCAAGGCAAGAUCCCUGAGAUGACAGAGGAAAUGAUUGAAAAGAAAGCUGAGAAAGCUCAGAGGAGGAGAGUACAAGAAAGACGGAAGCAGGAAGAAAACAAGAAACAAACAAUAGAAAAGCUGCUCAAGAAACAAGAUGCUAAAUUGAAGGCUGCUAAGGCUAAAUUAAAGCGGAACCUGGAAGUUCCUCAUAUCAGAUACUGUAACAGUAGCAGUGGUGUAUCACUCUCUUACCCUGCUGGAUACGACUUUCCUCUUGAUAAAACUCAACCUCCGCCGAUUAAAACGAUCGCGAAAUGUGGAGUCAGUGGUUGUCUCAAUGCCAGAAAGUACUCUUGCUCAAAGACUGGUGUUCCUCUCUGCAGCUUGGAAUGCUACAGGAAGAAUCAGACACUAAUAUGUCCAACAUGAUAGUCACCUGUCCUUAUAUACAUAAAGUGACAUUGAGAGACUGGUUAUCAUUUCUUGAUAUGAGGAAAGCUGCCUGUCGGUGUGGAUUCUGUUGAUAUUGACACAGAGGAGUGUUCAAUUUUCGCUAUUGCCAACAUAUUGAAAAUACCUGUAUGUUACGGUCCAAGUCACUUGAUCACCAUCUGAUGAUAGGAGAUGAAAAUCUAACAGAAUCUCAUAAGUGAGGAACUUGUGUUGUGGCUGAAGAUAGUUGAUUCAUCAGUGUAUUAUCAUAAUUUCUAAAGUUACAGGUGUUAUGAAAUGAGCUAAAUUAAGCUAUAUUUUACAUCAUGCGAAAUAUCUUACCGGGUACUUUUAAAUUGCUUCAUCUUUAUUACACCUCUUUUGUUCUUGUCUUAUCAUGAAAUACAUAAUUUCUUUGACCAGUCAAGUACCUAUACGGCAAAGAAAAUACCAGGUAAAAGGUGGAGGUGUUGUGGUCUAGUGGAUAUGUCACCGGACUGUAGUUAACAUGGUACAUUUCACUCAUUUUGUAUGCAUAAAUAAUUGUAUAAUUCUGGUAAGUAUAUCAAAUGAAGUAAAUGUUGCAAUGCAAUACUUGCAAAAUAUUACAGAGACAUUUGGAACAGCACCUAAAGUCAGAAAUGAAGUUACAGGGUUCAAAUCCCAGCCUGGCACUAACUUUCUUUGGCAAGAUGUAAAUAUCUGUUGCCACUCUCCACCCAGGUGUUAAAUGGGUACCUGAUAUGCUUGAGCAAUAAUUACAAUGUACUCUGGCAGCUCAGCUUUAAUCAGGGUAAUAAUAUCCAAGCGCCAUGAGCAUCACUGCAUGACGGAUAUGAGCGCUAUAUGAGUGACCAUUAUGUACACUAUCUAAAUGGUGAACUUUAAGGAACCUCGCCUCAAGAAAUAACUUGAGGUAUUCAGAGAAAUUUAUUGCAUUCUUGUCCAUUAAUCUACAAGAUCCCCCCCCCCCCCAAAAAAAAAA
Molecule: messenger RNA, 3100 nt
Organism: Strongylocentrotus purpuratus (purple sea urchin)
Lineage: Eukaryota; Metazoa; Echinodermata; Echinoidea; Camarodonta; Strongylocentrotidae
Exons: 10
Coding region: 1-2112 (703 amino acids)
Biological process (GO): chromatin remodeling
Cellular component (GO): Ino80 complex
Source: RefSeq, a predicted model, not a curated record